AACAUCAAAGUCCCUUUAAGAAAAGGCUAGCGACUCCUCACUUCUACCUUUGUGCUUUCCCAUUUCCCCUCCUCUUCUCUUGCUCAGGUGCUAUUUGUCAUUCACAGCAUGGGGAGAAACAUAGAAGAAAAGGACAUCAUGAAUGGAAAACUCAAGGAUAUACUAAAAGGUGAACUAGAAGAGCUGCCUUCAGGUUCUUCACCAAAAUCACCAAAUCAAGAUGGUAGACCAACCAGCAUGGUCAUUAAGAAGGCAAAUACUAUGUUUCCAGCUCAUUUGAUAGCAGAAGCCAUAUCCACCCUCCGCGGCCUUGACCUAAGAUGGUCAGGUCCAAUAACACCUAGUGAGAUGCUCUAUGUCCAGCAAUAUGUGUUUGCAAAGUACCCCCAGUACUGCAAUGGUCUAGUGGAAUUAGAAGGAGAUAGUCAAAAGCUAGAAACUGACAACAAUACUAAUGAAGAGUCUUCAGGAACUCCCAACAAGUCCCCAAGGAGCAAAGAGCUCUCACCUUUCUCUUUCAGCAGCAACCACACCGAUCUAGACAGAACCCAAAUGGAGCCCUCAAAGCUCCUAGACAUCCUCACCAAGAAAUCUUCAUUUCAAGGGACAUUUGUGUCAAUCCCAGAAGUCCAAGCCAGGAAUAGGGCCUUGAAGCAUUGUGGUUUGCCAGAGGAGGACUAUUUAGUCCUCUUCAUGGCAAAUUAUAAAGAUGCUAUGGUAAUGAUUGGGGAGAGUUAUCCUUUUUACAAGGGAAAUUACUACAUGACCAUAGUCAAUGAAGAGUUGGAUUCUAUAAGGGAGUAUGCCUCUAACAAAGAAUCAAGGGUCAUAUCAGCACCAGAAACUUGGCUGGAUCUGAGGAUAAAAGGGUCACAACUUAGCCAGUAUUUUAGGAGAAAAUGCAAGCAUAGUCCAAAGGGACUAUUCUCCUAUCCAGCCACAGUCAAUGAGACUAAAUACUCCAUGCAUUGGAUUUCUGAGGCUCAUAGGAAUUCAUGGCAUGUUCUUCUUGAUGCAACUGGUCUAAAUUUAGGGGAGGACCGGCUAGCGCUUGCUAUGUACCGCCCGGAUUUUGUUCUGUGCACCCUCAACAAUACACAUUCCCAGCCAUCUAGUAUUACCUGCCUGUUGGUUAGGAUAAAGACAUUUGAUACUAUGGCACCUCCAUCCUAGAUUUAUCAUCAUACAUACAUAUAUAAAUAUAUAUAUAUAUAUAUAUUUCUUUAUUAGUACUAAUAAUGAUCAAAUAUAAAAACUGCUUGUAAUUUUGUUUUUCUCGUUCCUGUAAACUCUAUUUGGCUCCUGGUAAUGGGAUUGUAUUUGUUCCUGUUCUAAAUGGAGCACAGUAGAUUUCUUUUCCUCCAACUAAUUUAAUUG
Rosa chinensis is the source of this 1377-nucleotide messenger RNA. RefSeq lists its product as uncharacterized. The record is from RefSeq and is a predicted model, not a curated record. Bases 109 to 1173 code for a protein of 354 amino acids. The transcript is spliced from 3 exons. NCBI's taxonomy places the organism in Eukaryota, Viridiplantae, Streptophyta, Magnoliopsida, Rosales, Rosaceae.